Messenger RNA from Trypanosoma theileri, 507 nucleotides. RefSeq lists its product as uncharacterized. The transcript has a single exon. NCBI's taxonomy places the organism in Eukaryota, Euglenozoa, Kinetoplastea, Trypanosomatida, Trypanosomatidae. The record is from RefSeq and is a predicted model, not a curated record. Bases 1 to 507 code for a protein of 168 amino acids.
AUGAACGCCGAUGAGCGGAUUGAUCGACUGCGAGAAGAGUUGCAAAUCACCCGUCACCAGUUGAGUUUGGCGCAAGCUGAGGCAACACACUACCGACGUCUUUUAUUGCAGCAGUCGUUAUCACCACAGCCACUUGAAAAGAAAGAAAUAGAGCAGAUGAUGAAUGUUAAUACACUACAAUUUUCAAACUACCAGUUGGACAGUACUUUAAUGAAUGAGAAAAAUGAUCAUAAUUAUAAUGAUGAUGAUAUAGAUAGUGACAAUGAUGAGAAUGUAGAUCAUGUCUCUUCUCCGGUAUUUCGUCAGUCGUUAAUAGGGCCAUCCAGGCCGUGCCAUUCUAAUUACGGCAAUCAUGAGAGAAAUGUGGUGUACAAGUUUGUCCCACCGCUAGAGUUUUUACCAGCCGUAUUUGUCGCGGAGUACCGUGAUGUUAUUGAGAUUAUCGAAAAGUACGCACAGUUAUAUCACCGGUUUGCAGGCGAUAAUACGCUGUCCGUAUCUCAGUAG